Rotaria socialis is the source of this 456-nucleotide messenger RNA. The record is from the annotation of a GenBank genome assembly. Lineage: Eukaryota; Metazoa; Rotifera; Eurotatoria; Philodinida; Philodinidae.
AUGUCGCGGUUAAGUAAUUGGAAUACAGAUUCAAGUUAUCCAUUGAAUUCCCAAUCGAACAUGAUGGGUCAACCACUAUACAGACCAGUAGAUAAAAAUCAAUUGGCCCGAAUGCAUGCAUGGGAGGAUUCAACUAUGGGUAAACCUAAUGAAAUAAAUAAGCCCACAAAUGAAAACUCAGCUUUGACCUGUCAAAACUUACUGGCAAAAGUGACUUCAUCAAAAAUGCUUUUCUUAAUGACUGGAUUUAUUGUGUGUGGCAUACCAGUAGCUGUUUUUUUAACGCUCUGGGCGAGCAGCCGCUCAACACCGACAACAACAACAAAAAGUUCGACUGUAACAACUGCAACAGUUUCAGGUACCAAUAGCAACUCUCUUUUUGCUUCACACACCAUCGUCGUACUCGUGCCAGAAUUUUUUACAAGGAAAGCUAAGAAUUUUAGGGAACCGAAAUAA